CGCGGGUUUGACUUUGUGGGCGUGGCAACACAAGCGGGCGUGUUUGGGCAAUGAAGAAAAUGCCUGUUCGCCAAAACAUCAAGUUCGAAGAUUGAAGUCCAAAAGCUAAACCGACCUAAAGCAUCAAACAGGAGACUGCCAUGGCCACUGAGGGGGACCCAACAGACCUGGUGAAGGUGCUUCACCUGCUGGUGAUUGCUUUCUCCUGGGGGAUGCAGGUGUGGGUGUCGUUUAUUGCAGGGUUUGUGCUGGUGUCCCAGGUACCUUUGCACACAUUUGGCCUGGUGCAAAGUAAGUUGUUCCCCUGGUAUUUCUACUGCCUCUUGGGCAGCAACACAGUCAGCCUGACAAUAUAUGCUGUGUACCAUCCCAGGGAGCUGCUAGACUGGCAUGAGUCUAUACAGAUGGCCCUAUUCUUCGUGGCAGUGAUCAUGGCAGGUCUGAAUGCACAGUGGUUCGGGCCGGCUGUCACUGAGAAUAUGCUGGUGAUGAGGGAGGUUGAGCAGGAGCAUGGCCUGGGUGAGGAGGUGGGCUUUAGCACCAACAGAGAGCGCUAUGUUAAGCUCCGCGAGCAGGAUCCUAAAUACAAGGCUCACAGGAGCAGCUUCUACCGCUACCACGGCCUGUCCAACUUGAGCAACCUGGUCGGCUUCGCCUGCAUCACCAUCAAUCUCAUCUACCUGGCUCUUCACUUGGACUCUAUAUAAGACCAUUUUUGGCCUGUAGCAAGUAUAUCAGACUGUCUGGUAAAUGUUCUGGAACAGGUGUUGUCAAACUCUGGUCCUGGAGGGACACUACUACUACUGCAAAACUUAGUAUUUAUUUUCCAUGCAGUUUUAUUGGGCUGAAUUCAUAACCAAGGAAAAUGUAAAACUAGGGUUCUACAGAGCUGGAGUGAACUUUCCUAUUCUAGAAGAUUCUUCAGUCUCUUUUUAACAUUUUUUCCUGUUAGGAUUAUUUUGGGUUCACUAUUCUGUCCUCCAGUGUUUAUCACCAUGUUCACCAUUACGACUGAAAACAGUGCACUAGUCCUGUAUAGUUAACUGUACAUUGAUCAAAUGACUCAGAACAAAAUGAUGGACAGAUCAUAGUCACAAUAAAUGACUAAUCACAGUAAUAUUCACUUUUAAUGUAUUGGCCAAUUUUUUUAUCCAGUAAUUAAGAUGUAUAGUGCGCUAUUUUUGAAUGACAUAAGUAAGACCUCUCAGGCCAAGCUACCAAACAUGUUCACAAUAUAGCAGUGGGAACACUGACUUAAAUGCCUUCAAUUACCACCUAGUGCACAUGAAGAUUACUACUAAAUUGCGAUAUAUAUUUGCAACUGCAGAAUGUUUUGUUGUUCGGGACUAGUUACGCAGUUGCACAAGGCUGUGCAACUCGUUAAUCACUAGUUGUGUUGGAAAAAAUGGUACAGGCCAUGACAAGAUACUUUAAUAAAUGGAUACAAGGUGUAUUUUUUAACUCUUUUACUUGAUGAUGAAAAGAUGUUGAGUGAUGUGCUCAUGUGUUAUUUGUAUGAAUUCACAUUAAAUGACUUGCAUUGUG
Messenger RNA from Pygocentrus nattereri (red-bellied piranha), 1545 nucleotides. It is a transcript of the gene tmem205, whose product is annotated as transmembrane protein 205. The transcript is spliced from 4 exons. Bases 141 to 707 code for a protein of 188 amino acids. The record is from RefSeq and is a predicted model, not a curated record. Lineage: Eukaryota; Metazoa; Chordata; Actinopteri; Characiformes; Serrasalmidae.